AUAAUUCCCAAUCGACAGGUCGACAACCCUUUUAAAUUGUCUUGAGUUGUAGCGAUUUAAUGUAUGAUGCGAUAUGCUCAUAUUAUGUUAGAAUCGUUUAGAUCGUUUAGAUACCAUGAACCUAGAGAAUUCAAAGUAAAAGUGAAAUAGUUACAUUAUUGUUGGGUAUACAAUGUGUAAAAGUAUAACAAUAAUAUAGUAUCACGUGAAGUUGGCCUUAAAAUUGUUUUGUUAUCACAGUAUUUUUUUUUUUUUUUUGGUCAUUAUACUCGUAAUUUAAUGUUUACAAUAUGAAAGCAACGAACGAGUUUCCUGAACCGUAUGUAUUGUUUCUCGUUAGAAAAAUUAAACAGUUCUCCAUCGCUGUGUUUCCGCUUAUAUUUUAAACAUCAAUUUAGUGUUUACAAAACACAGUUCACGAGGAAGUUUUCUCGUCAUUUGCACGCCGUUUAUAAAUACUGCCGUAAGAACGAAAACAAGUGCAUUCCCUUACAGCCUACGGUCUGAGUUUGUCGAGUAGAAUAAUUCCGAUCCACACUCGUACCUACGAGUUAUAUUGUACCGCACCUUCGCCAACAGCUGCUAUAAGACUAUAUGUCGAUGACGAUGACGACGACUACGGCGAUAGUGUCGUUCGCAAUUUUGCUCGGGUCAACCUCACUAUGUUUCGCCGAUCAAUCCGACGCCGGGGGUGUACAAAGAUCGGCGAUGCCGGGCCAAAAGCUAAACGAAAUGAUGAACCACACGCCGGCGGUAAAAUCAGUACCGUUUCUCGGGUCGUCGAGCGGCGCGCAAUCGCAGCCCUCGUCGACCGCAAAGACGCCGUGCAUUUGUGGUGUGUUUUUGAGUAGCCAAAUCACCAAGGUCGGUAAUAAACAGCCAACCGGAUAUGCGGCGUUAUUGCACGAACAGGACGAAUCAGCCCCGUGUAACGCUUUGGGUGUGAAGACUUGCAUCAACAAGUGUUUGGAAAUUAUCGCCAAACACUUGCCAAAUAGUCAGGCAAUCAUCUGCGGUUCGGUCGAUCGUGAUGUGUACAAGGAACGGGCGCAUCUGUUCGUGAAAAACUGCAACGACUCGUGGAUUAACACUCUUUUAUCCGCCGGCAAAGAGUUCUGUUGCAAGGAUGGACAGCAUUACAAAUGUCCUGUAAAAUAAUUACACGAACCACGUGUAUAUAGUUAAAUUUUUUGAAAUAAUAAUAUAUGUUAUUAUUUAUUUUGAUGUAUUUUUAUACGUUUUUUAUUAAAGAAAUAUUUAUUCAA
Molecule: messenger RNA, 1265 nt
Organism: Rhopalosiphum maidis (corn leaf aphid)
Lineage: Eukaryota; Metazoa; Arthropoda; Insecta; Hemiptera; Aphididae
Gene: Fcp3C
Product: follicle cell protein 3C-1
Exons: 4
Coding region: 595-1158 (187 amino acids)
Source: RefSeq, a predicted model, not a curated record